AAUUUACCGACGCUACGAACGCGUCGCGUCGUCGUCGUCGUCGUCGUCGUCGUCGUCGUCGUCGUCGUCGUCGGUCGUGUUGUCGUCGUGGUCGUGUGUCGUCGUCCGUCGUGUACCAAAAUACACAUACAUACACACACACACAUACAUACAUAUAUACGUACGUACAUAUAUACGAUCUUUCGUUCGUCGUCGUCGUCGUCGUCGUUCGUUCUCUUUACAAAGAGAUUUUUUUUCUUUUACUUUAAAAAUCUUGUUUGGCUGGAUGAAAGAUCGUGUUCGACCAGGAAGAAGACUCGCUCGUUUGAUCGGUGCACAUCCAAAAUUAGAAUGGCGAACGCGUCGCAACAGUAUUGUCUCCGUUGGAACAACCACCGAUCGAACUUGCUUACUGUCUUCGACGAACUACUGCAAAAUGAGGCAUUCACCGACGUUACCUUGGCUGUGGACGGUGGUCUCUCUGUAAAGUGCCACAAAAUGGUCCUAGCAGCCUGUUCAUCGUAUUUCCAGACACUUUUUAUCGAUCUACCAUGUAAACAUCCGAUCGUUGUACUCAAAGAUGUGAAAUAUUGCGAGAUCAAGGCGAUAUUAGAGUACAUGUACCGUGGCGAGGUAAAUGUCGCUCAGGAACAACUCGGCGGUUUAUUAAAAGUUGCUGAAGUCUUAAAAGUGAAGGGUCUUGUUGAGGAAAAUGGUUCGUCUCAUGAACAACGAAACGAAGAACUCGAAACGUCGAUGUCACCACCACCAGCGAUCAGCACUAGUACAACCAACAGUAUCGCGCAUAGCAGUGGCCAUGUUUCACCACCCCAUUCAACCGGAAGCUCUUAUAAUCCAUACGGUAAAUCUACGGUGCCGAUCGACAGAGGAUGCAUGUCUUUGCCGAUGUGGGCAUUGUCAGGACUUCCACUUCCGCAACAUGCGACUUCCAGUCAUCAGGCAAACUCCCAGUCACAUUCGCAACAUUCCUCUAUCGUGGGUACUUCUUACGACAACGGUUUCGAAACGUCAUCGCCUAUAAAUCCAAAACGAAAAAAAUAUUGUACGUCAAACGUCAUGAUGAAUCGAGACACGCCGAUAUUGCGAACGGUUUUGGGUCAAGGACAUGCCGAUAGUUCACAGAACAUGACCCUUAUGCCACCAGAUAGUCACGAUAAUAACUUCCGUACUAAUACCAAUGGAUCGUCAACUGAAAAUGCUAGACGAGAUAGCAGCGAUCUUCCUAAUUCCGAACCAGUUCAUAGUCCUUACACCGAUGUUUCCAUGAUAGACGAAGAAGACAAACAACCAUCCCCUCAGCCCUAUGUCGAUACGAACGCAGGUACUGACGUACCUAAUCCAAUUGUAGGUGUGGUUAGUUACAUCACAACCCAGAAACCCGAGUGGAAACGUUACAAACAAUAUACACGGCACGACAUCAUGUCAGCUAUCGAGGCAGUGAGAUCGGGAAUGAGUGCAUUGCAAGCAGCACGAAAGUACGGUGUCCCAUCGCGUACACUUUACGAUAAGGUAAAAAAACUUGGUAUCACGACCUCUCGACCUUUUAAGCGUGGUUCGAACGGUGCUGGAGGAGCUUGUUUUCCCUAUGGGAUCGGUGGAAACGCAAACGGCAGCAUUUAUGGUAUCAACAGCAGUACUCUAUCAGAAAGCGAAAAUGAAAACAGCAACGCUCUAUACGAGAGUUCAUCCACCAUUUUGGAAACGAAUUAUGUUAAGAGCAGAGAUACCUCGACCGAACGUGAAUCCAACAUGGAAACUGGUCAAUCUAGUCCAACUUCAGGACAUCAUUUGAUCAAAGAGGAACAACCUCAACAAAGGAACGACGAUCAGGUUGAAGACCUUUCGGUAAAUCGUAAGUCGGAUAUACGAGUAAUAAUGCCACCAUCGUUGAUCGUCAAAGAGGAAGAUGAUAUUUCCGAUAAUUCUAAUCGUAACUGAUGAUUAUCGUGAAAUUAAGAAUAUAUGACGAUGCUGAUGCUAUUACAUAUAAUACUAUAUGUAACUAUAUAUACACAUACACACAGAUGUAUAUAUAUAUAUGUAUAUAUAUAUACAUCACGCAUGAGGCCGAUAUACUCUAAAAAAAACCUUAAAAGAACAAGAUAAAGUAGUACGUUAGUAAGUAAGUUAAAAUGAACACUUUCAAACCUGACCAGACGUCUCCUGAUCAGUUUCGAGACUCCAAAAUAUGAAGACCAUGUUCUUACAUAACGUAAAGUAUUCAACAAUAAUUCCGAGAAAAAAAAAAACAAUGUUGAAAUAUUUUCUUUGUUGAUAAG
Vespula pensylvanica (western yellowjacket) is the source of this 2279-nucleotide messenger RNA. RefSeq names its product protein tramtrack, beta isoform-like. The transcript is spliced from 5 exons. Gene Ontology annotation, biological process: regulation of transcription by RNA polymerase II. Gene Ontology annotation, cellular component: nucleus. The record is from RefSeq and is a predicted model, not a curated record. Lineage: Eukaryota; Metazoa; Arthropoda; Insecta; Hymenoptera; Vespidae. Bases 331 to 1938 code for a protein of 535 amino acids. Gene Ontology annotation, molecular function: protein binding; DNA binding.